AUAAAUACGUUAUAGGUAAGGUAUUGAAAAGGGUUAAAAUAUAAGUUGCUUCGUUCCCCGUCCAUCUUCAAGAGCUGAUAAUAAACUAUUUAUUUACCCUCUUCUCUUACAGUUCCGAAACAAAAACAAGACUGUAAUUUUAUUAGAAAAAUCAAGAAAUAACAAUAUUCAAGAACUUCACAACUUACAAUAUAAACAGAAGGCGUGAGGUCUAAGAAGUUGCGCACUGUUGUAUAUUGGUUUAUUUCUAGCCGGCAAGAGCAUCAGAAAGUAAUCAAUGGCCAAGCUUAUCUCGUUUCAUGAUGUGGCUAAACAUAAGUGCAAGAAUGAUUGUUGGAUUCUCAUCCAUGGAAAGGUUUAUGACGUCAGCAGUUUCAUAGACGAACAUCCCGGCGGUGACAAUGUUCUCCUCGCCGUCACCGGAAAGGACGCGUCCACUGAUUUUGACGAUGUGAACCAUAGCAAUGAAGCGAAAGAGACGAUGAAGAAAUAUUAUAUAGGUGACGUUGACAAGUCAACUGUCCCGGUGACGGCGAAGUAUAUUCCACCGUGGGAGAAAGAAUCUACAGCUGAAACCACAAAAGACGAAUCUGGAAACAAGAUGCUUGUAUACUUGGUUCCUCUCUUGAUUCUCGGCGUUGCUUUCUUUCUCAGAUUCUACAACAACAAGCAGACAACUUAAGAACAAAUUGAACAAUUAUGUUGAGACGUGAGAGAAAGACCCAUCGCAGUGUUUCAUAAGGUUGUAUUAUUAUAUAGGUUUUGUGUGUGUAAUAAUGGCCUUUUCUUUGGCCCAUGAAUGGUGUUUUAUUUAUCUUUA
Molecule: messenger RNA, 820 nt
Organism: Brassica napus (rape)
Lineage: Eukaryota; Viridiplantae; Streptophyta; Magnoliopsida; Brassicales; Brassicaceae
Product: cytochrome B5
Exons: 4
Coding region: 278-682 (134 amino acids)
Cellular component (GO): intracellular membrane-bounded organelle; membrane
Molecular function (GO): heme binding
Source: RefSeq, a predicted model, not a curated record